Schistosoma bovis is the source of this 1147-nucleotide messenger RNA. The record is from the annotation of a GenBank genome assembly. NCBI's taxonomy places the organism in Eukaryota, Metazoa, Platyhelminthes, Trematoda, Strigeidida, Schistosomatidae.
AAAUUAAAAAUUGAUUGACGUAGAUUGGUGUAGAUCAUCAAUUGGAACACUUGAAUCAUUCGCACAAGUUAAAACAGAGAAAUACAUAUCUUAUAUAUACACCACAGUAUAAUAUUAUACAACAAAACGUUUCCAUACAAAUACUCAUAUUAUUAUUAUUCAUUCAGUCAUAUUAACAUCAAUUAAUAUCAAUUAUCUUAUUAUCUAAUAAUAACAAUAGUAACUAUAUUAUAUACACUUGGCGGUGAAUUAGUUAAAUCACCUGAAAUGGUGAAAGAUCAUCAUUUCUAUGUUGCUGCAGGAAGUGAAACAUAUUUAUCACGUGAUUAUGGACAACCAUUACCUCGAUUAAUCACAGCAAGUAGAAAACCAACUCAUUUUCUUUUUAUAGAAUAUGUCAUCAACUCAUUCGAAUAGAUCUACACCAAUAUCAAGAACACCUAUCACCGUCACCAACACCAACACCAGCACCAUCACCACCACAACAACAACAACAACACCUUACUCUUAUCAACAUCCUAACUAUUUAGAUAAAGAAUCAUUAGCUGCAACUAAAAUUCAAGCUGGUUAUCGUGGUUAUUGUACACGUAAAAAAUAUGGUAAUUUAUCAUUGAAUUCUUCAUCACCAUCAUCAAAUUAUAAUGUAACAUCUAAUAGACAAUUAUAUACACCACAUCAAUCACCAUUAAGAAAUAAUAAUGAUUUAGAGAAUGCUGCCACACGAAUACAAGCUAGUUAUCGUGGUUAUUUAACUAGAAAAUCAUUACGUGAUGAUAAUAUUACACAGAAAUAUACACCAAUUAAAAAUGUUUCUUAUCAUUAUGAUAAAAUCAAUAGAAUCAAUAAGAAUGAAAAUGAUAAUGAUGAUGAUGAUAUUGAUGGGAAAGUGAAAGCAGUCACUAAAAUUCAAGCUGGUUAUCGUGGUUAUAAAACAAGAAAAUCAUUAGCUCCAUUAUUACAUUCUCAACAAAAUUUAUUAUUAUCAAAUAAAGAAAAUCAAAAUUAUUCAGAAUAUAAAUGUAUCAAUCAAGAUAAACAGAAUAAUCAUCAUCAUCAUCUGCAUGAUUUAUAUAAUCCUGAAUUAGCUGCCAUUAAAAUACAAGCAACCUAUCGUGGUUAUAGAACUAGACGACAAUUACCUAAAUAA